GAGCCCUAGCUGCUUGCUGCCCUAUUCGAUUCUUCUUCAUUUGAGCGUGACGAACGUCUCUGCUCAGAGAGCCAACACGAGAGGAGAGAGUGACUGAGUGAGAGGCCCUUCAUUCUGGCCUUCUUCUUCGACCCUUCGAAGCCCUCUGGCCUUCGUGUGUUGGUCUUCCACACUGCGAACCAGCAGGAGCCCUUCGCGAGUUCGGUUCCUUCGUCAGGAGCUUCGCGAGUUCAUCGUGGACAUUUUCAAACCAGAAGGAGCUCCUCGCAAGCUCGUCUUUGAGCGUUUGUGAGUUCGUGAGUUCCUUUGCGUCGAAGUUCGAAUUUGCAGAUUCUAUGGGGUUUGAUUUGGGCCUUUUUGAUGAUAUGGUUCCUGAGCCAGCCAGAGCUGGGGCUUCUGAAAAGUUUCAACCAAAGGUCAACCCAAAGGCUGGACAGGAAACAUCUGCAUUAGCUGCUCCUAUCCUCCCGAAUGCUAUCAAGGAACAAACAGAGGUACUAACCUCCGCUGGUGUAGAUACGACACAACCUGUUUGGCAUGCUGCUGCUGCAGAUAACACACUGAAUAGUCCAGAUAAUUUUUCAAUGUGUACGUCUGAGAUUCUUGAGACCAAAGAGCUGUUGAAAAAAGACGAAAGCUCGUUUCCAGGAUGCCCUUCCUCUGAUGAUAACGGAAAUGCUGUAUUACUGGAUCCUGCAUCGCAGCUUAAUGCAGUUAGAGAGGAAACAAACUCCACUGAAGCUUUGCCUUUAGAGGUUUCAGUGUCUGAUGGCUAUGAAUUUGGGAACUCAAGUUUCCAAAAAUCAGGAAGAGUGGCAGAUUCCACUGGGUUUGAUUUGGAUCAUUUUGAUGAGUUUUCUCCAAUGCCUGCAACAAACAAUCCUCGUGCUCGUGGCAAGUUUAAACCCAAGCCUCAGCCUGGGAGGAAGACAGAUGCAUCUGUUGCUUCCACACUCCCUCAUGGUAUGACAGGAAAGCAUGUUACGCCGGCCUCAACUAGCUCAGACACCAUGCAGGCAAAUCAGACUGUUGAUGUUAUAAAUCAUAGAUUGACUGAUCCCGUUAACUUGUCUUCAGCUACCUUGGAUAGUCUUGGAAAUAAAGGCUCAUUGGAAAACAAUGAGGGUGCGGUUAGAGGAAUUUUACUCUCUGAUAAAAAUAGAAGCUCUGGGCUUGUCAACUCCUCGUCUCAAUCUCUUUCGACCAGAGUGGAUGUAGGUUCCACCGAUUCUCUGCAUUUGGAUGUGGCAAUGUCUGAUGGUAGUGGUGUCGGAAAAUCAACGGGAGAGAAUGCGGACAUAUUUUUGGGAUUGGAAUGCCUGGAUGGUUUUAUGUCUCAGUCUACAACAGCAAUGGUGAGCACUGCAAAAAAGCUCCAACCUAAGGUUGAUGAUAUGCAGCCAGGCAAUGAGUUCCCAACAUCCGUUCUUGUUAAUGCCAAGACAGACAGUUCUUUUCCUUUUUCAGAGAUCCCAGCUCUUGCUGCUUCCAAUGCUGCACAUGCAGAGAGAGAACCUUUUGUUCCUGUUCAUUCUUCAGUCAACUUAUCAUCCUUCAUGGUGUCUGAUGCUGCAGCAGCUGACACUUAUCCCAACCCUUCUGUAAUCCAAGAUCCAGUAGCCUGCAGGGAGACUAACAGAGUGAUUCAGGUUGAUAAUGGAAGGUUGGAAACAGAGGCAGUGGUGGCCUUUCCUUGCUUGGAUACCUUAGAUAUUAUUUCUGAGUCCACCAUUACAUCUGAACAGCGUACUCUCAAAUUCCUGCCCAAGCCGAAGGGACAUUGUGAAAAGGGGAAGCCCCUCACAGCCAUCAUCCCUCAUCCUGAUGCAGUUGAGUAUGUGUCAUGUCCGCAGGAUCCCCAGUUGGUUCCUCUUAAUGCUGUGAAUGUUGUUGGGGGCACAGCUUCUGCCUUCCCCCCUGAUGAUGUUCUUGAUUUCCCAUCCAUGAGGUUUGAUGACUCUAUCCCUAUGGAUCCCAUGUCUGAACUCCUUGUUGAUGAAGAACCAACAGACCUUGGGGAGACUCCUGACGCUGCCAAUCCUGAAAACAAUAGUACUAAGAAAAGGAAAAGAAAAUCGCCUAGAGUGGCAGAUCUUUCUGGGAAGCCUCUAGCGACUGGCAGUGAGGAGAAUGGAGUUGGUGAAUUAUCAAUGCGGUUGAGAAAGCGGGUAGCUGCACAUACUCUUGUCGAUGAGCCUGAUGAUGAUACUCAUGAUAGUGGUGCCUUCCCUGGUGAACUUUCUCAUGGUUUUUUAGGGAAUGAAGAAGAUUAUAAUGAUGAUGAGUAUAGAGUGGAAAUUACAUCCCCAAAGAGACAAGCUCAAGGAAAGUCAGAGAAAGUGGUGGGUGAGAAUGAAAAACCAGUUCGAAAGCGUAAGCAAGCGACGGAAGUACUGGGUCAGUCGGCUAAACAACCUCCUAAAAAGUUUUCUCAUACUACUAGACGAAACAAAAGGCGCGUGGACAAGGUUUUGCUUGAAACCCCAGAGGAUGAGCUUGACCGUCAAAAUAUACGUCUCAAGGAUCUAAUUCUGCUUGCUGAAUACAAGGAACGGUUAGCGAAUAAAGAGGCAACAUCAUUGAAAACCCCUUUAACAACCAAUCAAAGUUCUGAGAGCUAUUUUCCUGAGGACGCUCCUUAUAAUGAGGAGGAUAGCGUUGCUUCAGAGCAAGACAGAGGCUCUCUUGACGGUGAAGAAGGCGAUAGGGUUCAAGAGGAUAACUCUCUAUUAAAUUACCAAUCUUAUAUGGAUAAAGUGCCUAGUGCAAGAUGGUCAAAGCAGGAGACAGAGUUGUUUUACGAGGCUGUUCGGCAGUUUGGUGCAGAUAUAUCAAUGAUACAACAACUUUUUCCCAAUCGGACACGCAGGCAAGUUAAAUUGAAAUACAAGAAGGAAGAGCGUCAACACCCUUCUAGACUGGAUGAUGCUUUAAGAAAUCGUACCAAGGAUCAUUCCCAUUUCCAACAAGUGAUUGUGCGGUUACAGCAAGUUGCUGCACAGGAGAAAUUGAACUCUGAUAGAGAUGACCCAAUUGACAUGACAAAUGAGGAGGAGGUGCCGAAGUACACAGCAAAGCCUGAGCAGAAAGAGGAGAAAGGAGAACCAGCAAAAGAGGAGGAAGCAGCAGAUGAUGAUGAGGUUCCUGAUAAUGUAAAUUCACAUGACAGUGAUGAUGACUUUUAUAGAUGGAGUCAAUAUAAAAGUGAUGUAGAAUAAUUACAUUUAACAAAAACGCAACUCUACUGUCUUUUUACUAUUAUUUAAUAGUGAUAUAGGAAAAUUUUGUUAUCUAAUUUCUACUUUUUUUGUGAAUGAAACCUUAAUUAUUCUGCAAUAAAGAAUGAUGAAUUUUUCUGGACUCA
Molecule: messenger RNA, 3364 nt
Organism: Malania oleifera
Lineage: Eukaryota; Viridiplantae; Streptophyta; Magnoliopsida; Santalales; Ximeniaceae
Exons: 16
Coding region: 336-3218 (960 amino acids)
Biological process (GO): RNA polymerase III preinitiation complex assembly
Cellular component (GO): transcription factor TFIIIB complex
Molecular function (GO): TFIIIC-class transcription factor complex binding
Source: RefSeq, a predicted model, not a curated record